AUGGGUCAGGGCAAGAAGGAGGCAAACAGGAAGGCGAAGGCGCCUGGUGACGGCAUGGCCAAUGUGAAAGUCAAAGGAGAGAACUUCUAUCGCUCUGCGAAGAAGGCGAAACUUCUGAAGACUAUGAACGAUACCGGUACGGGUAAACAUAAUGCCGCCGGAGAAUUGACACAAGCCGCUAAAUUCCAGAGCAAAUCUGUUCCCGUCGCAAGAAUUGAGCCGAAUCGUAAGUGGUUUACAAACUCGCGAGUCAUUGGCCAGGAUGCUCUCAACUCCUUCCGAGAGGCCAUGGCCGAGCGCGCUUCCGAUCCAUACUCUGUCCUCCUCAAAUCGAACAAGCUUCCCAUGAGCUUGAUUCGAGACGGCGAGGGAAAGAAUGGUAUCAAGCAACACCAAGCCAAGAUGACUGUCGAGGCUUCCCCGUUUAGCGAUGUGUUUGGUCCCCAUGCGCAAAGAAAGAGGGUCAAGAUUGGUGUCAGCUCUUUGGAAGACCUAGCAGAGCAAAGCGUAGCCAACCACGACAUAUACCUAGAACGCCUCGAGCAAGCCCACUUGUUGAGUGGAAACUCGAUGGAGGACAGAGAAGCAAUUGGAGAGUCGGCGAUCCCAGACCACGGAUAUGCCUCGAGCGCGAAAGAAGCUAUCUUCAACAAGGGUCAAAGCAAGCGCAUAUGGAACGAGCUCUACAAGGUCAUUGAUUCCUCAGAUGUUGUCAUCCACGUCCUGGACGCCAGAGACCCCAUCGGCACGAGAUGUCGAAGUGUGGAGAAGUACAUCAAAGAAGAGGCGCCCCAUAAGCACUUGAUUUUCGUUUUGAACAAGUGCGACUUGGUCCCUACCGGCGUAGCUGCCGCAUGGGUGAGGCACCUCUCGAAAGAUUACCCCACACUUGCAUUCCACGCCUCCAUAACCAAUUCCUUCGGCAAAGGAUCUCUCAUCCAACUUCUGCGCCAAUUCUCAUCCCUGCACUCCGACCGCAAACAAAUCUCGGUAGGCUUCAUCGGAUAUCCCAAUACUGGAAAGUCAUCCAUUAUCAAUACACUCCGCAAGAAGAAGGUCUGUACAGUUGCUCCGAUUCCAGGUGAGACCAAAGUAUGGCAAUACAUUACACUGAUGAAGAGAAUCUACCUCAUCGACUGUCCCGGUGUUGUCCCUCCAAGCAGCACAGACACGCCUCAGGAUAUCUUGCUCCGUGGAGUUGUAAGAGUAGAAAAUGUCGAGCAUCCGGAGCAGUACAUCCCAGCUGUCCUAAGUAAGACAAAACCACAGCAUAUUGAGCGAACAUACCAAUUGAAAGGAUAUAACGGGCAUAUUGAAUUUCUGGAACUACUUGCACGGAAAGGCGGAAGGCUGCUACAUGGUGGAGAGCCAGAUGUCGAUGGUGUUGCCAAGAUGGUGCUGAAUGAUUUCCUGCGAGGCAAGAUUCCAUGGUUCACACCUCCGCCUCUUCUCGAGGGCACCGAAGCAGAGAAGGGUAUCGAAGGCCGCGCCGGAAGACUCGGCGAGAUGGGCAAGAAGCGCAAGCGUGAGGAUGAAUCCGUUGCGGAUGCCUUGGACCCAGACACAUCGGUACUAGACCUCGACGGCGAGGAAGAAUUUAAAGGCUUUAGCGAUGAUGAUGACGAAGGUGGUGCUGCGCUAGAUGAUGUCGUCGGCGACGUCGAUCAAGCCUUCGGGCUCGACUCGGAGGAUGAGGACAGUGAAGCCGGGCCAGAUGAAAAAGAGGACGAUGCUGAAGAGGAAGACGAUGCCGAAGCUGCGAAAGCGCAGCUGCAGGGCGCGUUACAUGAUGUUAAUGCUGUGUCGAAUCUUGGCGGCCGGAAUCCUUCCAAGAAGAAACGUCAAAAGACUUGA
Drepanopeziza brunnea f. sp. 'multigermtubi' MB_m1 is the source of this 1854-nucleotide messenger RNA. RefSeq lists its product as uncharacterized. Lineage: Eukaryota; Fungi; Ascomycota; Leotiomycetes; Helotiales; Drepanopezizaceae. Gene Ontology annotation, molecular function: GTP binding. The record is from RefSeq and is a predicted model, not a curated record. Gene Ontology annotation, cellular component: nucleolus.